AUGGCCACCAAGUGGCCGAACCCAUCCCCGCAGCCCAAGUUUUAUGAGACGGUGAACAUCAGGGAGCUGCGUUAUGCUUCAGACACAAUUAGCCGGAAAUUUCAGGACGGAAGGUCCUUGCAUCAACUGGUCGAGGACUUGUUUGAAGGCAUUGCAGAUCCAAUGACUCAUCCGGACCUUGAGUUGGAUGUUGUUGAAUACGAAAACAUGCUGUAUUGCUUGAACAACCGCAGAUUGUGGUGCCUCAAUCAUUGGGCAAAGUCCACUGGACAACAUUAUUCGACAAAGGUGAAGAUUCGGGUCUACGACUGGAUGGACAGCCCUGCCUUCUUUCAGUCUCGGAAAACUACGCCUAAUUGCGGACAGGCUGUAUUUUUCCGCCAAGAUGAUGAGGACGAGGAUGAGAUGAAUACCAGACUUCCCCGGCAGAUGAAUAUGUCAAAAAGAAAGUCUGAAUACAUCCAUGUGGUUUGCGAUGGCGUGCAUGUCGACAUCCUUACGGGAGCCCGAUGGAUUCUGCGAGAAUCCGCUAUGGAGAGCGCGAUCUUGGAUGAGGAGUUUAGUGCCCGCCAGCAAUGGUCUGCACAGUUCAGUGUCUGGCAUGCUAAAAACCAGAGCGCCGAUGCUGCCGUGUUGACCGCCAUUAAGUUGGCCAAGCUAUGGGUAUGCAAAGUCGGCUUCCCUCUGUGGAAUGCGCUCUUGCGUCCACGUGGAUUCUUAAUCGAAACGAUUGUCCAACACGUCUGCCGGUCAAGUCGCACAGCAUCUUGCACUGGCUGGGACUUCUUUGUGCAGUUCCUCCGGUUUUGCAGUAAGGAGCCCGCGAUGGACCCGAUCAUGUGGCAGUGGCAGAGGUACUUCGACCACCCGGACAUUAACUGGGGAAGCGGUCCCCGUGUUCUUGAUCCGUUAAAUCCAACGAACAACCUAGCACGGCAGUUCCGUUACUGGGAGGACUUCCGAAAGCAAGCCAAGACAAGCCUUGAGCGAAUCUUGGAAAGGAGCUUGAGGAGCGGUAGUGAUAUGCCAUCGGACCCAGCACGGGACUCCAGCUCGGCACCGGCAGCAGGCAAGGAGGAGCUUCGGCGAUCUCUGACCAUGCUCGGGGUGCCUGUGCGCAGCAUUGAGGGUCUGCUGGAUGAAAAGCGCCACGGAUUCACCUCACUGGAGCUUUUGUGUCGGUAUGCGAAGGAGAAGGACUUGGAGGAUGUUGGGCUCAACACAGUUCAGCGAAGGAGACUCAUGGAGGCCAUACAGCCAGGUGGAUGCAUCUUCCGCAAGUCUUACAACCAGGGCAGCCCUGACAUGGACGAGGUGCAGCCGCAGGAGCCCAGAGAGUCGGCAAGGCAGAGGGAGGGCAGGAGCACUCGGUGGAAUCGUGCCGGCGCUGGAUACGAAGCCUCGGUCUCCGAGGCGAGCCAUGCCUCCCACUCUUCCCUCAUCAGUUGCCCAGUCCGCGGUGGUGAUCGCUGCUUCGUGGUCGGCACUCUCGUGCCUACUCCGGAUGCGCUCCUUCGCGUCGAAGAUCUUCACAAACGGGAUGUUCUGAUCGGAAAGAGCGGCAGACUCCUGACUGUUCAACAAGUUCAGCGGCACCCGACGGCUUGGCAUAGUUUGGUCACCCUCAGGACCGAAGCUGCCAGCCUCACCGUCACGGAGUCUCAUCGAGUGAUGGUCGUGACGGCCGAGGGCUACGAGACAGACAGGAAAGCAUCCCAACUUAUAGCUGGUGAUCGUGUCAGCUGUGCUCAAGGGCCCAGUAUCCUGCGCAGUGUUGCGCGGUCUUGCGAACAGAUGGAGAUCGUGGAGGUGGUCGUCAGGCCGGACGAGCCCUUCGAGUCCUAUCCGCCGCCGUCGGACAGCAUCUUCUCCAAGGGAAGGGCACCGGAG
Messenger RNA from Symbiodinium sp. CCMP2456, 1890 nucleotides. The record is from the annotation of a GenBank genome assembly. Lineage: Eukaryota; Dinophyceae; Suessiales; Symbiodiniaceae.